CGUAAGGGCUUGAAUGGUGCAGCUAGUCUUAAAGGACAUAAACAAAUUCAUUCCCGAGAAAAACGUCCCAAAUGUGAACAGUGCGGCAGGCGUUUUACUAACGCAGGCAAUCUUGCCGUGCAUUCCAAGACUCAUCUAAAACAUGAGCAACCACGUGCUUUAGGCAAUCGCGUCAACCGUAGCAAGACAGACGCCGCGCAAAAGCGAUAUCGGUGCUGGGAAUGCGGCAAAACCUUAACAAAAGGCAACUGGAAAAGGCAGAAGAGGACACACACAGGAGAGAAACCCUACCAAUGCAAAGUCUGUGGAAAAUGGUUUGCUGAUUCAGGAAAUUGCACUCGACACACCCAAAUAUAUUCGAGCGAAAAGCCCUAUAAAGGCACAAGUACAAAGACUGGUGUGUUUAUUGACGAUGCCGGUAAUCUUCAGCAGAAUACGGAAGAACGUUAUGUUAAUUCGCAAGCACGUGAACAGCAUCGAAAAAAGGGCACAGAGGACAGACCCAGAUGCAAACAGUGUGGCAAAUGUUUCACCUUGCUGGAAGACUUGAACAGACACAUGUUGGUUCACACACGAGGUGAGAAGACUUUUGCGUGCCAGUACUGCGGAAAAACUUUCCCCACGCGAGAUAAUUGUAAUCGUCAUGAAAGAGAGGUCUCGCAUACAAGUAAUAAGGCUCGGAUGUCUCUUAAGGCAAAACCACGUUCGAAAACUGGGGUACUACUGCCGAAAGAAGCAAACCUGCAACGGAAUGAAGAACAUCUUGGUCUGAAAGGGCAAACGCGCAAACAGCAUCGAAAGAAGGACAAAGUGGACAGACCCAGAUGCAAACAGUGUGGCAAAUGUUUCACCUUGCUGGAAGACUUGAACAGACACAUGUUGGUUCACACACGAGGUGAGAAGACUUUUGCGUGCCAGUACUGUGGAAAAGGUUUCCCCACGCGAAGUAAUUGUAACCGUCAUGAGAGGUCUCGCAUACAAGUAAUGAGGCUCGGACGUAUCUUAAGGCAAAACCACGUUCGAAAACUGGGGUACUACAGCCGAAAGAAGCAAACCUGCAACGGAAUGAAGAACAUCUUGGUCUGAAAGGGCAAACGCACGAACAGCAUCGAAAGAAGGGCAAAGAGGACAAACUCAGAUGCAAACAGUGUGGCAAAUGUUUCACCUUGCUGGAAGACUUGAACAGACACAUGUUGGUUCACACACGAGGUGAGAAGACUUUUGCGUGCCAGUACUGUGGAAAACGUUUCCCCACGCGAGGUAAUUGUAAUCGUCAUGAAAGAGAAGUCUCGCAUACAAGUAAUAAGGCUCGGACGUAUCUUAAGGCAAAGCCACGUUCGAAAAAUUCGCACCAGAAGACGCAUAGUGUCGAGUCUGUGCAAGAUGUACACAGCUGUCAAGACAAUGAACUUGACAAGCAACCAAAGCAGAGUGAACCUAACACUUGCUGGAUCUGCGCUGAGGAAUUCCCAAGUGAGGUGGCUCUACUGAGACACUACGAGAACCAUAUGAAAAAAGUUGUAUCUGAAGAUGAUUGA
Molecule: messenger RNA, 1538 nt
Organism: Porites lobata
Lineage: Eukaryota; Metazoa; Cnidaria; Anthozoa; Scleractinia; Poritidae
Source: the annotation of a GenBank genome assembly